GGUUCUAGAGCAAUUUUAGCAGCAAGAUCCGAAGUAUUUGAUAGAUUACUUUAUAAUGGGAUGAAAGAAAGUUAUGAAAAUAAAAUUUCUUUUCCAAAGAUCAAUUCUUGUGGAAUGGAAAUUAUAUUAGAAUACAUUUAUACGGGGUCAAUUAAAAAUGAAUCUUUAACAAAGGAUAAUAUAAUUGAAGCUUUUUAUGCUGCUGACUAUUUUCAAUUACCAGACCUUCAGGAUUUUAUUGUGAAAAAUUUUAAAAAUACACUAGAAAAAAAUAACAAUAGAAAUUAUUCACCGGAACUACUGUCUAAAUUUGCGGGGAAAAUGCCAUUAACGGAAGACAAUAUUCUCUUAUGUUCGUUAGUUGAAGCAGUUGCUACUAUUCCACUAAAUACCAUUGAAUUCGGUCGAUUGUCUAUUACAGGCUUUCAAUAUCUUUUGUCUUGUACAUAUGAAAAAGAAAAGCCUUUUGCAACUCCAGAAUACGAAGUUUUCCGAUAUAGUGCUAUCCUUGCGGCAAAACAAGUUUCUAAUGAUACAUAUAAAACUCUUAUGGAACGAUUACCAACUCUAAAACAAAUAGAACAAAUGGAAAACUCUGUACGAGUAGAAAAUAAAUUUAUUCCUGAUCAUAAAAAAGUUGCUAAAGAAUUGGAGCUUUUAGUUGAAUUUAUUAAUUUCAGACGAAUCCAAGGUCAAGUAUUAGUUGAUAUCAUCGAGCCACUAGAAAUUGUCCCGGCUAAAAUCAUUUUAAAUAUUUAUCGACAUAAUACAAAAUCAAUUAAUUCCGAUAUAAACCAUUUUCGAGGAAUAUCCAUAAAUAAUUGUACCAAUUAUGUUUGGGAUGAGUCAGCAUGUGGACCAGAACUUAUUAUUGAGGAUAAUGGAAAAGUUGUAUACGCACCAAAUGGUCAAUGGAGAAGUGUUAGAGCUAAAAUGUUAUUAGAAAAUAUUGGUAUUUAUGAAUGGGAUGUUAUUAUUGAGAAAGUUUGUACAUGGUCUUGGGUUGGAGUAUGUGCAUCAGAAAAUUUUAACUAUGGAGAAGUUGCAGGAACGCAAUUUUCUGGAUGGGUAUUAGGUUCCAAUGGUUCUUGUUGUAAUCCUGGAAAUAGUUUAAACAAUUAUUGUCCGCCAUUUCAUUAUGAUGGUGCAAAAAUUACUGUUCAUUUAGAUAUUAAUAGAAGAACUUGUUCCUUUACAGUCAAUGGUACAAAAUAUUCGGAAGUAUCAGCAUGGAAUAAUUUACCAUCAAAGCUUUAUCCAGUAGUAUCAUUAAAAUACCCUGGUCGAUUUCGUGAUGAAUUUGAUUGUAAAAAAUCAUUUGAUGUUAUUUUACAUAUAUAA
Molecule: messenger RNA, 1341 nt
Organism: Rhizophagus irregularis DAOM 181602=DAOM 197198
Lineage: Eukaryota; Fungi; Glomeromycota; Glomeromycetes; Glomerales; Glomeraceae
Molecular function (GO): protein binding
Source: RefSeq, a predicted model, not a curated record